Messenger RNA from Staurois parvus, 257 nucleotides. Lineage: Eukaryota; Metazoa; Chordata; Amphibia; Anura; Ranidae. The record is from the annotation of a GenBank genome assembly.
GUGAAUAGCCUUGUACCAUGUGACCUCUGUGAUCAUUCAGAUUUCACAGGUAAGCAAUGUCAGGAAGUGACAUUUUGUUUACUACUAUUCAUGUGAUCACUGAUUGGCCAAUCAGUGAUCAGAUGAAUUGGGACUUUACACAGGUCCUGUACACCAUUGAGAAAUACUGUGAGAGCUGUGAUUGGUCACAGCUUGUCACAUGGUACAAAGCUGUUGUGAAUAGCCUUGUACCAUGUGACCUCUGUGAUCAUUUACAG